AUGCUUCAAGUGUGGGCGUCGGAAGGCGGACUGGCGCCUGGUGGCGAUGGAGACAUGCCCGUCGGCGGUCCGAAGACCCCUCAACAGAUCGCGGCCCAGCGCCGCUUGCAACAGACACAGGCGCAAGUUGAUGAGGUGGUGGAUAUAAUGAAAACGAACGUGGAGAAAGUGUUGGAACGUGAUCAGAAACUCUCAGAGCUUGACGACAGAGCAGAUGCACUCCAGCAGGGAGCAUCACAGUUCGAACAACAGGCCGGUAAACUGAAAAGCAAAUUUUGGCUCCAAAAUCUAAAGAUGAUGAUAAUUGCAGCUGUCAUUGGCAUCAUAAUCCUGGCUCUAAUCAUUGGUCUGUAA
Molecule: messenger RNA, 354 nt
Organism: Arctia plantaginis
Lineage: Eukaryota; Metazoa; Arthropoda; Insecta; Lepidoptera; Erebidae
Source: the annotation of a GenBank genome assembly